AUGGCUUCUAACGAUCCUGCAUUAUAUUAUAAUUCGACCAAAAAUGCAUUCACCUUUCUUGGAAAGAAAUAUAUUCGAGCCAUAUUUAAAAAGAAUCCAUACCCCAAUCCAUGUCAGAUUGAUCAAUUUGUAAACCAACUAGGUUGCAGCGAGCAGCAACUAAAAAAAUCUCUACGCAACAUGAGAAAAAAUGAAAAAAAGAAAUCAAAAUCUGCUGAACAACCGGUAUCAUUAUUAGAAAUAGGUUCAUCGGAAGAAGAAGAAUCAUCUGUCAUUUCAUUGCCAAUGUUAUUCUUACGAAAAAUCAAACAACAUGAGGCAGGUCUUAUGUUCGCCGUUAUAGAAAAAUUAAUUAAACUAGAUUAUUUCAUUAAUCCAGCUCGAAUGGGUAAAGAAAUCAGACCAGAAGAAAUUCACUGUUUGACGAGUAAUACAGCUAAAGAUGGAAAGUUUUUUUUCGACUGGUUAAAAUGUUAUUGUACUUAUGCCAAUUUACAAAAUCCACCUACUCGCUAUCCAAGUACUGAGCUUCGGAAAAAAAGCAAAAAUUUUGAAUUUAUCCAACCUAAAUUGCGUAAUUUUCUUUUGGAGAAUAAAAGUAAUGUGUUUGUCAUACAAACGCAUCACAUAGUUCUUCGUAGUAUUACAUCGGAUGAAGAUUUUAAAGCCCUUUCUCAAUAUGGACCUGAAUGUGCAUCACAUUUGUGUGAUACAAAAUAUUGUUUACGAAAAGAACAUCUAACAACGGAAACCAUAAGAGCAAAUCAAUCAAGAAUUAAAUGUCCUGGUUUAAUAAUGAUAUUAAGAGAAAAACAUAUUAUAGAAUAUUAUCCUUGUGUACAUGGACAAAAUAACAGCAAGGCACAUGACGAUCCCUUAAAAUACACAUGUCGAAAAAUCACGUUUCUACAACAACAUGGAGCAGCAACCAAUUAUUAUCAAAGUCUUUUUUGA
This is a messenger RNA of Adineta ricciae, 954 nucleotides long. The record is from the annotation of a GenBank genome assembly. Lineage: Eukaryota; Metazoa; Rotifera; Eurotatoria; Adinetida; Adinetidae.